GAGGAGUUUGUCUGAGUGUGUCUGAGAGAUGGAGAAGUUAUUCACACGUUUGAUUUAUGUCUCAAACAAGCAUCUGAUUUUCAACCCAGAUUGUAAAUGCACAUUAGAAACAUCUAUCAAUCUAUCUCUCACUCUGUGUGUGUGUGUGUGUGUGUGUGUGUGUGUGUGUUCGCGCCCUGUGACAGCUGACUCGGGGGGGUUUGAUGAUAUCCAUAUAUUCAUAUUUCAGCGGAGAGCAUCCAAGUGUCUCACACGAGACACCGUUUGUUUGGCUAAUUAAUCAUUGCGCCAAAGAAAUCAAUGCACGUUUUAAAUGCACGACUGAUCCAGUUUUGAAUUGUAAUGUGACAGAGUUGUUGUUUUUUUCCUUUCUUUCUUUAAGAGCACAUCCCCUCCAUUGGUUAGAUUUGGUGAGGGUGGGGUCUCACUCAACAGCCAUUGACGUAGCCCUCUUUGGAAAUGGCUAUUAACCGAGAAGCAGUCAGCUGUGGAGACAUAGAAAAGAGUUUUGAGGCAAAGAGGAAGGGGGGCGAACAGAAAAACGAAGAGGUGAGGUGGUUCGAAGUGGUCUGAAUUGGUACAUUAUGUUGGUCCCGUGCUGUCCGGCGCGCUUCAAACCAACGUGGAGCUGGUGGAGUGCACACAACCGGUGUCCUCUCGUGUUCACAGUAGCAACCAGUUGGUUUUGAGCAUCAGGUGAGCGUUUGACUCAACAUUCCUACGCCGUCUUCUUCUUCUUCUACUUGUGGGCGACACACUCCACUUUUAAACAGAUGAGAAGAGAGAGUGGACGGACCUGAACAAGUAUGACCAAAGGCUCCGCGCCCUGACGCGCGUCCUGUGCGCGCUGCAUGCCGGACCGGUGAGAGUGUGGACUAUAGUAUGAAGCGUCAUGGCUUGGUGUGACCGCGGGGUUCAAACGCUGCUGGCCACCGUGGGGGCUUUCGCCGCCUUCAGCCUGAUGACCAUCGCCGUCGGCACGGACUACUGGCUCUAUUCGCGGGCGUACAUCUGCAACGCAACCAACGCAACCACGGACGACGUCCAGUCUCAGCCCAAAACCAAGAAAGGUGAUCUCACCCACUCCGGGCUGUGGAGGAUCUGCUGUAUUGAAGGUAUCAAUCAAGGCAGCUGUUACCGAAUCAACCAUUUCCCUGACGACAAUGACUAUGACACAGACAGCUCCGAAUACCUGCUGCGUAUAGUGCGUGCCUCCAGUGUGUUCCCCAUCCUCAGCACCAUCCUGUUGAUGCUGGGAGGUCUGUGUGUCGGGAUGGGCCGAGUCUACAACAAGACAAACAAUGUCCUCCUCAGCGCGGGCAUUCUCUUCGUGGCUUCAGGUCUGAGCAACAUUAUCGGCAUCAUCGUCUACAUCUCCAGCAAUGCAGGAGACCCCAGUGACAAACGUGACGAUGACAGGAAGUACACUUACUCCUACGGCUGGUCCUUCUACUUUGGCGCCCUCUCCUUCAUCGUGGCCGAAGCAGUGGCCGUCCUAGCCAUCAACAUCUACAUUGAGAAAAACAAGGAGGUUCGCUGGAAGGCGCGGCGCGAUUUCAUCCGUUCACUCUCGUCCUCUUCACCUUACUCAAGGAUACCAAGCUUCCGCUACCGCAGGCGGACGUCGCGCGCCAGCUCUCAUUCUACGGAGGCAUCCCGAGAGAAUUCACCGGCGGGCGGUCUGAAGGGGGCGCCAUCUUCCGGUGGUCCACUGGGCGAGCUGUCCAUGUAUGCCCUGGCGAGGGACAGUGUGACGGACAACACAUACAGCCCCGAACACGAGGCGUCCGCUGACUUCCUCCAGGUCCAUAAUUGUUUUCCCAACGAUUUAAAGGACGGGGUGAACCGCAGGACCACACCGGUGUGAGGGGGCACGUUGCCAAGCUCGAGGUUCAUCUGGAGGAGGAUGAACAGGAAAUUAUUAAAAAGUCAGUGGGCUGACCUGCUCGAGUGCUUGCGAUAGCCUGCCAUCUUUGUGGCAGAGUUUUCAGAGGCUGUCCUUCUGGAAUAAGACCGGAGGGAGACGAGAGGACGGUCAGCUGGAUGGAGGAUGAGCCGAUUGAGAGAACUUGAUUAUUUACCUGCCGUUAGAGACGAUCAAACCAGAAUAGAGUUGCCAUUGUCUGUGCUGUACCCAGUGUGAAUUUGUGUUAUCUUUCAACUGUGUCAAAAUGUGUAGAUUAACAGUGUGUGGAUCAUGACCAUUGUUUAUGUAAUCAUUUGUGUAAUGGUCACUACACAUUGUAGGCAAAUUUGAGGAAACAAAGCAUUGAGCUGUGCCAGUCAGCUGUAUUCUACCUGUAAAUUAUCUAACAAGGUGCUAAAUAGAGUCUCCUCUGCAACUUGACAGUGUUUAAUUUGUGUGUGUAGUUAAGAGUGUGGACCUCUCUCCAAAGUUUCCACAUGAUCAGUUUGGUCCAGCCUUAUACUCAUGGGUAUGAAAGGAGCACCAGGGGCUCUCCCUGCACUAUCCUUUAGGAUAAUAUAUGGCCUUUUAAACAAACUCAAAUUAAAUAAAGCAUCUUAGUUUCACAUUUUAGAAGUCACUGUCUCUACAAAUUGUUUGGCUUGCUGACUCGUAGCAUACUGAAUGUUUAGUAUUCUAGCAAAAAAAGUGCACCUAGUCCUCCAAAUGUAACGGAAGGUUUUGUCUCCCCCGUCUGCCUCUUCCUUAAUCCUAUUCUUCUCCGACAUAUGUAGGUGGAACACAUUUUUAUUCACUUUCAUAUCAGUCUGCCGUCCUUCCAUCACAACCCCUUGAUGGAUGUGACAUUGUGUAUGUGCCUGUCACAAGAGAGGAGCCGCUGACAAAAAGGGGGAGGGGGGUCCCCCCAGAACUGUGAAAAUGGCACAGCUCAGGACUAACUCUAGAUCUGAAUGGAGCCCCCAGUCUCCAGAGUGUUGAAUGGACAAAGAUCAGAGUCAGGCGAACAAAGUAUGUACGUCUGUCAGACUGCCUGUGAAUCCAUCCUGCUGCCUUCCCCUGCUCCCAUGUCAAGAAGAGGCCCCAGACAGAGGCAGAGGGAGCACGUCUGCGACCGAGUCCCUGAAGGAUUUGGCUCCAAUGACAAGAUGCGCGUGUCUCCUGUCAUCCUGCAUGUCCAUCUCUGCUCUGUCUUUUAGUUCUCUCAGGAAAUACUGUGUUGUUGUGGCAGGUUGAAACACUUUUGAGGUCCUCUCCUCUGUUUGUGGCAGUGCCGGGAAAUGGACCAGUGACAAAGAGAAACCUGGAGAAAAUUACUUGAGAAAAAAAAAAAUGCCAUUACUGUAUUUAGAAAAUGCUGUGAGUGUUUGCUUGAGCUUGUUCCAAGAACCAGGGUGGGUUUUAGCUGAGGGCUAUUCAGUUGGUUUUUGGUUUGGAAAGCGCGCUCACUCAAAUACACAAAUAGUAUUUGAUUGUAUUUUGUGUGUUUGAUAUUCCAUUAGAGAUACCACUUCAUAUAUUAGACUAGGCUCAUGUAAGAGAAAGCCGUGUGAGUGUAAACCUUACACCUUUAUAUUACAGUGUGGGGAAAAAAACCAAAAUGUGUUUGUUUGUAGUGGUAAAGCUGUAAAGUUGUAUAUGAAAAUACAAUAAAAAUAUUUUAAAAAGACGAGAAAAAAAACUGAAUGUGAAAAGACAUUAACAGAGGCUUCAAAGCAUUAUUUUACUUAACGUCCUAAUAAUAAACAUAAUGCCUUGAUGCAAUCUGGAAUGGGUCAUAACAUUUCAAUUCACCAUUUUAUAUUCAGGUAAACACACUGAUUUUGCAGUUAUUAGUUAAACAGUAAAUCUAACUAUUGAAUAUUCUCUUUUGUAAGAUAGUACAGUUAAUACAGUUAGGAGAAGAAACUAUAUUUUCUAUUCCAUGUGUAUAAGGCAGCUGUACUUUACUGUAUGUGCUCUUGUUGAUUAAUGGCUUACUAUUGUUGAGAAAUAAGCAAAGACAAUUUUUUUUAAAGAAUAAUACACAAAUACACAUUGGAGUGCACAUUUCAGAGGGGAAAUUGAAAAUUGUAUGAGUUGCAUAAUAAAAAAAUCACAGGGAAAGAAAAUGAUGCACUUAUGUUUCAUAAAGACAUUAAAUUUCUUGUCCUAAAUACAGUAUGUUUUAACCUCAAAAUUAUUGAAUAUACUGUAUAUAUCACUAUUGAAGGUACUUUCUUUGUUUUUUAGUACA
Messenger RNA from Scophthalmus maximus (turbot), 4160 nucleotides. RefSeq names its product calcium channel, voltage-dependent, gamma subunit 4b (gene cacng4b). Gene Ontology annotation, cellular component: voltage-gated calcium channel complex; postsynaptic density membrane; AMPA glutamate receptor complex. The coding region runs from base 893 to 1867 and encodes 324 amino acids. The transcript is spliced from 4 exons. NCBI's taxonomy places the organism in Eukaryota, Metazoa, Chordata, Actinopteri, Pleuronectiformes, Scophthalmidae. Gene Ontology annotation, molecular function: voltage-gated calcium channel activity; channel regulator activity. Gene Ontology annotation, biological process: neurotransmitter receptor internalization; calcium ion transmembrane transport; positive regulation of synaptic transmission, glutamatergic. The record is from RefSeq and is a predicted model, not a curated record.